AUGCUGUCGUUGGCGCGCCGGCCGCUCUCCGCCGCCGUCCCCGCGGGCAACCUCCUCGGCAUCCAUCUCUUCCAGUGCCCCGUGCGUACCCUACCCUACCCUACCACCUCCAUUCCUCUGCCGCGCCCUCGCCGGCCUAAUCCAUUUCCAUUCCCGAUUGUUUCCCAAACGCAGGACGCCGUUGGCAUCGUCGCCAAGCUCUCGGAAUGCAUCGCCUCCCGCGGCGGCAACAUCCACAGCGUCGACGUCUUCGUCCCCGACGACAAGCCCGUCUUCUACUCCCGCAGUGAGUUCACCUACAACCCAAGGCUCUGGCCGCGUCAUGAGCUCCACAACGAUUUCCUCAAUCUCUCCCGCUGCUUCAAUGCACAAACAUCCACCGUACGAGUACCCGAUCUUGACCCCAAAUACAACAUCUCCAUCCUCGCAUCAAAGCAGGACCACUGCUUGUUCGAUUUGCUCCAUAGAUGGCAAGAAGGCAGGCUUCCAGUACACAUUAAUUGUGUCAUAAGCAACCAUGAUAGACCACAAGAUAAUCAUGUACGGCGUUUUCUCCAGAGGCAUGGAAUCCCAUACCACUACUUACCCACCGCACCUGCCAACAAAAGAGAGCAAGAGAUCUUGGAAUUGAUCCAGGGUACAGAUUUUGUUGUCCUGGCAAGAUACAUGCAGAUACUCUCAGAAAGCUUCUUAAAAGCAUAUGGUAAAGACAUUAUCAAUAUUCAUCAUGGCCUUCUUCCCUCGUUUAAGGGAGGGAAUCCUUCAAGACAGGCCUUCAAUGCUGGGGUGAAGUUAAUCGGGGCAACUAGCCAUUUCGUUACUCAGGAACUUGAUGCUGGGCCAAUCAUUGAACAGAUGGUUGAACGAGUUUCUCACCGAGACACGUUACAGAGUUUUGUUGUCAAGUCUGAGAACCUUGAGAGGCAGUGCCUAGCAGAGGCUAUCAAGUCAUACUGCGAGCUCCGUGUCCUACCAUAUGAACUGAAGAAGACUGUCGUGUUCUGA
Miscanthus lutarioriparius is the source of this 1005-nucleotide messenger RNA. The record is from the annotation of a GenBank genome assembly. NCBI's taxonomy places the organism in Eukaryota, Viridiplantae, Streptophyta, Magnoliopsida, Poales, Poaceae.